CUUCUCACUCUCACUCUUUCUCCAACCACUCUUUCCUCAUUGUAAUUUUCGACGCCAAUUUCACCUAAAUUCCUUUUCUUUUUCUUUCUUGCCUCCAUUUUUAACCUCUUUCUCUCUUUUACAUUUUCUAACCAAAAUUCCCAAAUGAAUUCCGACAAUGGAGUACAUUUCACAGACCCCAACCUCUACUUCGCCGCCGCCGCAACCGCCGCCGCCGCAACCGCCGCCGCCGAUCUAUUUCCAAGAAUCGAACCCAAGCUUGAGCCCUUGGACGAACCUCCAUCGCCGCCGCCGCCGUCGUCAGGGAACCCUAACUCCAGCUCCGACGUCGAUUUAUUGUCCGAUUACGGCAACCUUUCCGAUCUCUGCCGCUCCAACUUCGCCCAACGCCUGCAGAAGUACGGCGACAUCGCGGUCCUCCCCGAUUCCGAUCCCGAUUCUCGCGCUAUAGUCCCCGUCCCCGACCCCCACGCGCCUGAAACCUCGUUAAUCGCCCCGCGCGGCCGCGGCGGCGGCCGCAAGUACACUCAGCGGUCGGGAGAGCUCGUCCGCGUGACGGAUCUCAAACCAGAGGACGACCGCUACUACCGCGACUCCGUCCGGAAGACGCGUAUGCUCUUCGAUUCCCUCCGCGUCUUCUAUGUCUGGGAGGACGACAACCACCGCGACGCCGCUGCAGCAGCGCCAGUGUUGUCUCCCCUAGCCCAACCUCCCCGCCGCACGCGGGGCGAUUUGCGUGCGGCCUCCAUCUUGCGGCAAACCGGCCUCUGGAUGUACCGCGAGAAACGAAUCGUCGGCGACAUCCCCGGUGUCUCCGUCGGUGACGUUUUCUUUUUCCGAAUCGAAUUGUGCGUCGUCGGAUUGCACGGCCAGCUUCAAGCCGGAAUUGAUUACGUUCCGGCUAGUUUAAGCUCUACUCGCGAGCCGAUCGCUACCAGCAUUAUCGUCUCUGGCGGCUACGAAGAUGACGAAGACUCCGGUGAAGUUAUAAUCUACACCGGCCAUGGCGGUCAGGAUGCGAAAGGCCGGCAGGUAGUCGACCAGAAAUUGGAGAGCGGCAAUUUAGGGCUGGAAAGAAGUAUGCAUUACGGCGUCGAGAUUCGAGUGAUUCGAGGAUUUAAAUAUCAAGGCAGCGUUAGCGGCCGGAUCUAUGUAUACGAUGGAUUGUAUAGAGUUGCGCAGACUUGGCUCGAUUUAGGAAAAUCGGGAUUUGGUGUAUACAAGUUUAAGCUUGAGAGGAUCGAGAAUCAGCUCGAAAUGGGGAGUGUCGUGAUGAAAUUCGCCGAGAAAUUAAGAUCUCGGCCGAUUGAAUUAAGGCCCAUAGGCUAUAUAUCAUUGGAUUUAUCGUGCGGAAAAGAAAAUAUGCCGAUAUUUGUAUUCAACGACAUUGAUGAAGAUCGCGGCCCUCUUGAUUAUGAAUAUCUCCCGGCUGCCUUAUUUCCCCCUAAUGUGUAUGCUAGUCCGGGUGGUGGCUGCGAGUGUGUCGGGGGUUGCUUUAGUAAUUGCUCGUGUAUAGCGAGAAACGGAGGUAGUCCACCUUACGAUGCGAAUGGAAUACUUUUGAGAGGGAAACCGUUGAUAUUUGAGUGCGGGCCGCAUUGUCGUUGUCCUCCUACUUGUAGGAAUCGGGUGACGCAGAAAGGGAUUAGAUAUCGUUUUGAGGUAUUUAGGUCGAGAGAGACCGGGUGGGGUGUAAGAUCGCUGAAUUUGAUCCCGGCCGGAUCAUUUAUUUGCGAGUAUUCCGGAGUGGUUCUAACGCAGGACAAAGUUCAAAUACUGAUAAUGAACGGAGAUAGUUUCGUUCAUCCCGGCCGGUUUUCGCAUCGGUGGAAAGAGUGGGGCGAUUUGUCCGAUGUGUUUGAUGACUAUAUUUAUCCGUCGUUUCCAUUGGCUCCUCCGCUGGAUUUUGCCUUGGAUGUGGCGAAAUUGAGGAAUGUAGCUUGCUACAUUAGCCAAAGUUCGAGCCCCAACGUUUUCGGGCAGCUCGUGCUUUACGACCACAACAACGUGUAUUUCCCCCGGCUUAUGCUCUUUGCUUUGGAGAAUAUCCCACCUAUGCGCGAAAUUAGCCUUGACUACGGCGUGGAUGAUGGCGUGGAUGAUGAAUGUAUGGGGAAGCUUGCUAUAUGUUCUUAGAGUAUCGUAUCGCGAUAAUUUUCGCUGCGCCGAAGGUAUAAUCUCUUCUUCUUUGUCGAUUUUCGUUAUGUUGUUCUUGUUGAAAUGGUUAUGUGUAUAUAGGAACUUCCUUCUUUCUCUUGGGUGUUGUAUUUUGGUGUGGAUUUGUGUCUUCACCUUGAGUAUGAAGAAGUCCUUAGUAAUUUAAGAAACUUUAGCAUUGGCAUGAAGAUGAAGAUGGAGAUGAAGAUGAAGUUUAUGAUGUGUUGUUUUCAAAGAAUUGGAACCAAAAAUGUCGAAAUGGAAAGGAUUUCAAACGUUUGCCAUUUUGGAUAGCCUAGCCCAUGUUUGGUGGUUCUACUCAGUUUCGGGAAUAGUAAAAAUUUGAAUUUGAAUUUGGGAUCCAUUUGCUUGUGUUUUGAUUGAUGGUUUUAUGGGGGCUUUGUGCUAUUUGUGCUUGUGCUUUGGUUUUGGGAUGGAAUAGCUAUUUGGAUUUGAUGUUUUGUAUA
This is a messenger RNA of Andrographis paniculata, 2624 nucleotides long. Its product is annotated as histone-lysine N-methyltransferase family member SUVH9-like. The transcript has a single exon. Gene Ontology annotation, molecular function: protein binding; zinc ion binding; histone methyltransferase activity. The record is from RefSeq and is a predicted model, not a curated record. The coding region runs from base 145 to 2136 and encodes 663 amino acids. NCBI's taxonomy places the organism in Eukaryota, Viridiplantae, Streptophyta, Magnoliopsida, Lamiales, Acanthaceae. Gene Ontology annotation, cellular component: nucleus.